AUGGGAAGAGAAGGGGUGGGGGCCACAGACACAGAGGGGAAGGUGCUGGACAGUCAGGGAGGCCUCAGGAAGAGGCAGAGGGAGCCGGCCCCCCGGGGACAGUUGGAGGCUUUUUUGGUGAGGGGGAGGGAGAGUGGUGUGAAGGGAGGGAUCCCCAACCCAAGGGGUCACCGUCCGCAGCCCAGACCCCAGGACCUGACACCCAGGCAGGCAUGCCGAGGCUUCCUGUAUGAACAGCAGGGGGCAGUAGGCAUCUUCGGAAUCCGCCUGGGUCUUUGGGGGCGCAGCCCUGGCCCGGAGCACCUCCUAAUCCCGCACAUCUGGACGGCUUUAGUCAGCAAAGCCUCUUCAUCCGCCAUCUCCUCUAUCCUCCCCACGCUGAGAACGGGUGUGGGGGGGGCCACACAAGAGGGUGCCAAGUCACAGCGGGCUGGGGGGCUGGGGCUGGGAGGGGUCUCGGGCCUGCCCAGGCAGCCAGGGGUGCCGCCCGUGGGUCGGGGAGAGGUUUCCAGGGCGAGGCCCAUGCUGGUUGAAGGACGUGUUCUGAAUCGCCCAGGUGCACGGCCCCCGGGGCUCCAUGCCCUUACUGAGCCGGGGCCCAGCCCAGGGGAGGCCAUUUAUACCCCUCCCCUGGCCCACCAGCCCAACCGGCCGCCGGCUGACCCACUCUGCACCGUAGCACAGAAGCUAGGGACAGCUGCAGCUCCUCCAAGCCUCACCCUGGACUUUGGGACACUCUCCUCUUACUCCCGCUGGGGGAAUUCCAAGAUGACAGCUCCCCCCACCCCCACCGAAGAGGGGACAGCUCUGAAUUCAGGACUUCAGGAUGGGGGAAAACGCAACAGGGCCAUCACGGCCCGCAGACAGCACCUGAAGAGCGUCAUGCUCCAGAUCGCAGCCACGGAGCUGGAGCAGGAGGGGAGCCGCCGCGAGUCCGAGAAGCAGUCAUACCUGCAGGAGCACUGCCCACCCCUGCACAUCCCCGGCUCUAUGGCUGAAGUACAGGAACUCUGCAAGCAGCUACAUGCCAAGGUGGACGUGGCCGAGGAGGAGAAGUAUGACAUGGAAAUCAGGGUGCAGAAAAGUACCAAAGAGCUGGAGGACAUGAACCAGAAGCUCUUUGACUUGAGAGGCAAGUUCAAACGACCCCCACUUCGGAGGGUGCGCAUGUCCGCCGACGCCAUGCUUAAGGCCCUCCUGGGCUCCAAGCACAAGGUGUGUAUGGACCUGAGAGCCAACCUGAAACAGGUCAAGAAAGAGGACACCGAGAAGGAGCGGGACCUCCGAGAUGUUGGCGACUGGCGGAAGAACAUCGAGGAGAAGUCAGGCAUGGAAGGUCGGAAAAAGAUGUUCGAGUCCGAGUCUUAG
Messenger RNA from Chrysochloris asiatica (Cape golden mole), 1368 nucleotides. RefSeq lists its product as uncharacterized. Gene Ontology annotation, biological process: muscle contraction. Lineage: Eukaryota; Metazoa; Chordata; Mammalia; Afrosoricida; Chrysochloridae. Bases 1 to 1368 code for a protein of 455 amino acids. The record is from RefSeq and is a predicted model, not a curated record. The transcript has 9 exons. Gene Ontology annotation, cellular component: troponin complex.